Molecule: messenger RNA, 540 nt
Organism: Molossus molossus (Pallas's mastiff bat)
Lineage: Eukaryota; Metazoa; Chordata; Mammalia; Chiroptera; Molossidae
Product: disintegrin and metalloproteinase domain-containing protein 18-like
Exons: 6
Coding region: 1-540 (179 amino acids)
Biological process (GO): binding of sperm to zona pellucida; cell adhesion
Cellular component (GO): plasma membrane
Source: RefSeq, a predicted model, not a curated record
AUGUUCCUUCUCCUUGCACUGCUCGCUGAGCUUGCAAAGAUACAGGCCAGCAGGGAUUCUGAAGGAAUAUUUCUGCAUGUCACAGUUCCAAAGAAAAUAAGGUCAGAUGAGAGUGAAGGUACUAAGAGGAAGGCGAUUUAUAUAAUUACAAUUGAUAAAAACCCAUAUACUCUGCAUCUCACAAAACGCUCAUUCUUAUCACAGAAUUUUUUGGUUUAUACAUUUAAUGAAACUGGAUCUUUGCAUACUGAUUCUUCAUAUUUUAAGAUGCAUUGUCAUUACCAAGGAUAUAUUGCAGAUUUUCCAAAUUCAGUUGCUACACUCAGCAUAUGUUCUGGUCUCAGGGGAUUCCUUCAGUUUGAAAAUAUCAGCUAUGGAAUUGAACCAUUGGAAUCUUCAGCAAGAUUUGAGCACAUAAUUUAUCAAGUGAAAAAUGAUAUACCAAUGUUAGCAGAAAACUACAGCAAUAUUUGGCAAAAAGAGCAGAACUAUAAAGUGUAUUUAAGCUCACAGGUAACUUCAAUAAUUCUGAUGUUAUGA